This is a messenger RNA of Liolophura sinensis, 1776 nucleotides long. Its product is annotated as ferric-chelate reductase 1-like. The transcript has 14 exons. The record is from RefSeq and is a predicted model, not a curated record. Bases 1 to 1776 code for a protein of 591 amino acids. Gene Ontology annotation, cellular component: membrane. NCBI's taxonomy places the organism in Eukaryota, Metazoa, Mollusca, Polyplacophora, Chitonida, Chitonidae.
AUGGAGCUUUUUUUUUACCUUGUAGUUGUCCAGUCGUUUUCAGAGGGUGCUCCGAGUGGUACCUGUCUGACGAUGUUCCCUAAACACGACCUGGCUGAGAAAAUGAGCACUACUUGUCCUUUCACCAUUAGGCUGUCCUCAGAAACGUAUACUCCUUCGCAAGAGAUCACCGUGUUCAUCGAGGGCAGUGCGGAAAAGACUUUUAAAGGCUUUCAGAUCCGUGCCCAUCGUGUGAAGGGGGAUACCGAGACUAUCAUGGGAACUUUUACGGACUUCCCUGAUGAAUACCUAAAAACACUGAGUUGUUUCGGUGAACUCCAUAAUAUGUUAACCCAUAAAGAUGCCGUGGACAAAGGGAACCUCACAUUAACCUGGAAAGCCCCGGAUGUUCCGGUAGGAGACCUCGUCUUCACUGCGACAAUUCUGACUACCUUUGCGGAGUUUUGGGGUGACGAGAAAUCCGACGUGCUGGUUGACACUUCCGGAACAGCCAACCUUGGAGAUCUGGAGAAGAUGCACAACCAGAUGCACCCGGAUAUAGACUUUGUGGGUACAUGUGGUAAGACCAAAGGUUGUGUCCUAUUCCCAAGACAUUGUAUGGGUGACGACUGCCUGGCUGCCGUGUCAUUCCACACUCAUGACGAUUAUGUUCACUUCGAGAUGAUGGCCAAGGCGGAAGGAUACGUUUCCGUGGGAUUUUCUGACGACAAACUUAUGGGUGAUGACGAGACUCUGAGUUGUACAGCCCAGGACUUGAGAGUCACGGUACAGAGAGGCUAUAACCCGGCUUUGUACAAUGAUAGACAGUAUACGGUUGGGGUAGUCAACAUGACCACAGUACAGAAGGACGGGUAUAUCUACUGUCGGUUCGCUCGGCCAAUAGUCAUGCCCCCUUUAGUGUCUGUCAAUUAUACUUCGGAUCCGCCCACACCAAUCACCCAGACGUUUGACCUCUCCAAGGACUGGUACCUUUUCCUGGCCUGGGGAUACACUUUCGCAGACACGGACGUGAUGGGUAAGCACAUAGAGUUGCCCCUGGUAACAGGCGACAGAGUCAGCCUCUCCUCAACUACGGUGUACAGAGGCAGUAUCAUGUCUAAAUGGCUACAAGCUCACGGUUGUUUAACUGUGAUCGCCUGGAUGCUGCUUGUUGGCCUGGGAACAGUCGUCGCUCGCCAUUACAGACAAGGCAUUGGGGCUAAAAUGGCCCGUGGUCAGAAGAGAUGGUUUCAGUUUCACAGGUGGCUUGUUGGUCUGGCCGCUGUCUUUACCUCUGUGAGCUUUAUUUUGAUAUUCGUCAAACUAGGGGGCUGGAGCGAGUAUGUGACCGUUCACGCUUACCUUGGGAUAGCCAUCAUGGCGGCCACAGUUCUGCAGGCAUUAGGUGGUCUUAUCAGACCCUCGCCCACCUCAAAAAUGCGACCCGUCUUCAACUGGCUUCAUCGGACUCUGGGUAAACUCACUCACGCGGCUACCGCUGCGGAGAUAUACUUCGCCUUUCAGGUGCCUCUUUUUCCUGAUGCCAUGAGGAAAUUUGGGUUUAUUGUCUUUCUGGUUUGGGUUGUCACUCAGUUAUUCUGGGAGAUCGUUAUGGAGAUUAGGUCACGUCAAUCUAAAAAGAGCUCCGCCGCUGACUAUGAAGUAUCGUACAACGUCAAGAUUGAGGAGAAAUCUGCCGAGAAGACCAACCGUGUGGCAAAUGUUAUCCUGCUCCUGUAUAUAUUAAACAUCACGGGAAUAACUGUGGCCGGACUGUGUGCUAUACUACUGUUCUGA